UAGCUAGUCACUGUUCGGAUUACAACUUCUAAUCAUGAAGUUAUUGUUUAUCGUAUAAAAACAUGGACGCCGAAAGAAAUUCUAGUGAGGACAGAAAUGAAACCCGUGACAAUAGGACAUUCGACUUGCAUUUGGAUCGGGUUGUGGCCUCUCAACCUGAAAUCGGUCCGACCCCACCAGAUGGGCACUAUGGAUGGAUGAUAGUGAUAGCUGCAUUAGUGUAUCAAAUAACAGUACCUGCUGUACUUACAAUGUACGGAUUAGUCAUUUUAAAAGGUUUGAAAGAAGUGGACCACGAUGAAAAUGAGCAAUUGAAAAUAUGGGACGCCGAUUUAAUGUUAGUACCAGUUAUGUUAACGGUCAUAAGGCUUCUGCUGGAGUCUUGGAGCAGGCUUUUAGUGAAGACUUUCAAUAUGCCUCGUUUUAUAGCUCUGGCAGGGCUGUGCCUCACAGUGGCGGGAAUUCUGCUGUCUAGUUACUCUACCGAUGUUGAUAGUAACGAUUAUAUUGUGAACAUAUUCGCUGGUAUUUUCGCAGGAACGGGAUGCGCAUUGACAGGACAACAAACAGAGAUGAUACUAACAACCUACUUCCGAGAAAAACUGGUGAUACUUCAACGGCUGAUCAAGAUGGCGCCGUCCAUAGGCAAUGUUUUAGUGCCACUCUUGGUCGGUUACCUAUGCAGCCUGCACCCAGCCACUGGGGUAGUGAUGCGAUACGCAGCAAUCAUCAUGCAGAACUGCUUCCUCUUAGCAUCAUACACCAGACCGGUUUACAUAGAGAAAGUUAUAAAAACUACUUACAAGUCACUCCAAGACGCAAUUGAAGACGAUGACCAAGUCAUAUUCUCGAAUCAGAGCAGAUCAAACGAGAGGAACGCGCAGACCAACCCAGUUGCCGCAGGAACGAGUGCCCAAGAGGACGAUGGCACCGACGUAGUUGUGUUCGAUUCCAAAAAGAACGCUAAAGAAAUUAUCGACCCGCAAAUUCAACAGCGCGAGAAGAAAAUAGUCAUAAACGACAAUAGAUUUUCCUCAGAUUUCAGCACUAUGUACACUUCAUCCAAUAACAGAUUUUCAUCAGAUUUUGGUAAUCUUGACGUGACCAGCUACAGCAGAAUUGACGCUUACCAAGAAUUGGAGAGUAUAGACAGAGAAGCUUCAAAUCCCCAGCCUUUGUACAGAGAAACUACAGUUAACUCUCCAGAAAAUAAUAUAGUGUUCAACACAACAAUGACAGAAGGGACUGCUAGAAGAACUGGAGCGUUGAAGAAGAAUUUUAUAGCAAUAAAAAGCAUGUUACUGGAUCUCAACUUCUAUUUGUACACGUUGCUACAUCUGUGCACUACGUUUUCUGUCCUCAUUUUAGGAGUUGUACUCCCGCUUCUGAUAUGGAACCGAAAUCCGUCGAUGAAUGUUUGGGGGAUUUCGAAAAUGUUAUCCCUGUCCCACGGCGCUGCCCUUUGCUUCAUAUUGCUCUGCAUCUUCCUGCCAAAAUCCAUCAAUGAAAAAGUGAGGCUUUGCUCUAUGUUUUGUUUGACUGGCUCUAUUGGAUUUUAUGGUAUAACCUUAACUGAAGGCAAGUUCCUUCUAAUAGUUUGGUGCAUGUUCGCCAGCUUCGCUACAGCUGCCAGCAGCAUGUUCCUUCAGCCCUUGCACACAAACAGCACUUUAAACGAGUUUAGCACUACAGCUACUAUAACAUCCGCUAACAUUGUAGUGGCCGUUUUCAUGACAAUAUGGAGUGUGAUUCGAAACUAUGAGUACCAGACUUGCUUCAUGAUAGCCAGUGUCAUGCAAACAGGUUGCGGUCUAGUAUUCUUCUUAUCCUCCUUCAGACGCCGGAGAUAAUAUUAAUUAUAUUUAAGUAAUAAAUAUUUAUUAUAAAUAAUAAAAAUAAAUAGUAUUUACAUUUUCAUUUAUUUUAUUAUAAGAGAUCACUUUUCUAUACAAUAAAUGUGUCGACUAAUAAAAUAUUUUAAAUUCUUUCUUACAGUGUCAACAUGCUGUACUAUAUACAAAUAUAGUCUGUUUUUUUUUAUCUCAAGAGACAUUUGGAUUAACUAUGUUGCCAGCUUUUUGCGAUUACUUAUUAGUGUUGUGGCACUAUCGGAAAUUAAUAUUAAUUACCGGUUUUUAUACGUUAUUUAGAAAUAAUGUGUGGGUGUUUAUGUAAUAUUUUUUUUAUUAGUUUAAUGUAUAUUUAUGUAUAAUUUUAAAACUAUUAGCAUUCUGUACUCCUUUAUAUAAACUAUAAGUGUGCAGAAAUUUUAUACUCGUCCAUCCGAGCAAUUUAUUUAUUUAGUUUAAGGGGUACAAAGUUAUUGCUUUACGUAUUAAUAUAUGAAUUCCACAUAGAUACAGAUGCAGUAAAAUAUAGUCUGUAAUACUAUCGAAUACAUCAUUUAUUCGAUUCAUUUAUAUAUAUAUAACCAAUUCGAAUGUGCUAAUAAAGCUGCUAGUUCUUGUGACGUCUGUGGAACGUCUAUUGCUUAAUCUAUAUAAUAAUAAUCUAUACGUAAAUAUAAGGCCAGUCAUAAAUUGUAUACCAAGCUAUUAAAUAGGUCGAAAAUUUGCGAAAAUUAACAACCUUCAAUAAUAAAACAAACACGGAAAUCGGAAAAAAAUUUCUAAUGACUAAUUUUUUUUAAUAUCUCUCUAGAUUCUGAUUGGUAUACCCUUUAAGACUAUCCCUCUGUUAUAAUAAAUGUUUAUACUAAUAUAUUUAAUACAUGAUUAAUAAAUUAUUAAUUAAAAUUAAUUCAAUAACAGUUACAUUUUAAAUGCUCAAUAACCCUCAUAUUUUUAUGCACCAUAAAUAAAUAGGAAUGUAAUUUUAAAAAUAUCAAACCAAGUCCUAUCAAAGAGACCGCAACGGCCUCUUUGACAGGACUGCUGGCUGGCCGCUUAUAACACAAAACUAGAACGGACAGAACAAUUGACGAGACACGGAUACGACAGAUAAGAAUACGAACGAUAUAGGAUUUUAUAAAUUACUAGUUACUCGCCCCGGCUUCGCGUGGGUGUACAUGUAUUAUAUAUAUAAACCUUCCUCUUGAAUCACUCUAUCUAUUAAAAAUAUCAGCUACAAAAUCCGUUGCGUAGUUUUAAAGAUUUAAGCAUACAUGGAACAGACAGCGACAGCGACUUUAUACUAUGUAAUGAUAUUUUAUUAUUAAACAAGCUUUCUUUAUUAUUUAUCGACGACAAUCUGAACGUUCGCGCCGACAAGCAGACUGUUCACAUGUUUCGCAAUAGUUGUGAAAUUAAAAUAUUAUUUGUUAUCAUCCACUACUGACCACAUCCCCGAUACACACAGACAGAAUUACAACGGUCUGAGCCGAGGUUCAAACCUGUAGCGGUGCCCUCAAAAAUCGUAUCCGUCAGGCAGGAGUUGGCCUUCAGCCGCUCCAUAAGUCCUUCCUUUGGUUUGCAGUGCCAUCAGCACUCACCCCCUAUCGUCCGGUGAAGCUGUAACGGCCAGCUGCGACCAUUACUGCGAACGUAAU
Molecule: messenger RNA, 3508 nt
Organism: Achroia grisella
Lineage: Eukaryota; Metazoa; Arthropoda; Insecta; Lepidoptera; Pyralidae
Exons: 4
Coding region: 63-1850 (595 amino acids)
Biological process (GO): monocarboxylic acid transport
Molecular function (GO): monocarboxylic acid transmembrane transporter activity
Source: RefSeq, a predicted model, not a curated record